AUGGCAUCAUUCGAGGACUAUGACGAGUUCGGCAACUACAUUGGCGCUGACCUUGAUUCCGACGAGGAGGAAGAGGAGAUCCCUCAGCAGCACUUUCAGAAGCAGCCAGGGUCGACUGCCCCUCUAGAGGGAUAUGAUGAUGUUCCUAUGGAGGACGCAGAAGACACGGCCCUUAUGGAGGUCGAUGAACCCUCGCACAGAGCUGUUAUCCUUCACGAAGACAAACAAUACUACCCUUUUGCAAGCGACGUGUAUGGUGCUGAUGUUGAAACAUUGGUCCAAGAAGAAGACGCCCAACCAUUGUCGGAGCCCAUCGUCGCGCCAGUCAAGGUUAGGAAAUGGGCAGUCGAGGAAAAGGACAUGCCAGUGACAAGGUUUGACAAAGGGUUUUUGUUGAACAUGACGACUUUCCCAGAAAUGGUCCGAAACGUUGCAGUCGUGGGCCAUUUGCAUCACGGAAAAACGGCUCUCAUGGACAUGCUCGUAUUUGAAACUCAUAAAUUCACGUGGGACGCAGAUAAACCUGUACGCUAUACCGAUACCCAUGUCUUGUCACGAGAGCGUCAAAUAUCGAUAAAAUCUUCCCCUAUGUCCCUCGUUCUCUCCAAUACUGCUGGAAAAUCCCAUUUAAUACACUUUAUCGACACGCCGGGACAUAUUAAUUUUGUGGACGAAGUCGCAUCGGCAAUGCGUUUGGUAGAUGGAAUACUGCUUGUUGUGGACGUGGUCGAGGGGCUUAUGGUGGGCACAGAGUUUAUUUUGAGGCAUGCUCUGCAAGAAGGAAUUAAAAUCACAUUGGUCGUCAACAAAAUUGACAGACUGAUAUUGGAGUUGCGCAUCCCCCCUGCUGAUGCCUACUACAAAAUCAAACACACUAUCGAAGAGAUCAACACAUUUAUCAGCUCGGUAGACCCAAACCCAGAAUUGCGAUUGAGUCCGGAAAAUGGCAAUGUGGCUUUCGCUAGCACUGACAUGAGCUGGUGUUUUACUCUGCAUUCCUUUGCUCAGAUGUACGCCGACACAUACGGUUCUGUUGAUGUGAAAGCCUUCGCCGACCGUCUAUGGGGAGACAUCUACUUCAAUGAAGACACCCGGAAAUUCACUCGAAAGCAAGCUGACGCAGAAGCACCUCGGUCAUUCGUCCAUUUCAUCCUGAACCCUCUGUACAAACUGUAUAGUCAUGUUCUCAGCGAAGAAACAAAUGAACUUCGUUCGACUUUGGAAGGAUUGGGCAUCAAGCUCAAACCAAUCAUGUACAAGAUGGAUGUAAGGCCUCUCCUCAAAGCGAUUCUGAAUCAGUUCUUUGGUCCGGCAACCGGACUCGUCGACGUGAUUGUUGAACACAUUCCUUCCCCUGUGCAAAAUGCUGCGAAUAAGGUCGAGGGAACCUACUUGGGCCCGCAAACCUCAGAUUUGGCACUGUCGAUGAAAGCUUGUGAUCCAGAAGGUCCACUUAUGGUCCACAUCUCCAAGUUAUACCAUACCACAGAUGCCCAAUCAUUCAGGUCAUUCGGACGAGUCAUCAGUGGGACUCUGCGGAAAGGCAUGGAAGUAAAGGUGUUGGGAGAAGGUUACUCACCAGAGGACGAAGAAGACAUGAUGAAGGCAGUCGUGGACGACCUAUGGAUAAGUGAAUCGAGAUAUUUCAUCCCAGCAGAAGAAAUUCCAGCUGGCAAUCUUGUCCUUAUAGGCGGUGUUGACGCCUCCAUCUCGAAGACAGCCACGUUGGCGGGAUUUGACAUCAAAGACGAUAUGCACAUAUUCCGACCGAUCAAGCAUAUGACCCAAUCGGUCCUUAAGAUCGCUAUUGAGCCGAUUGCCCCUUCGGAACUGCCGAAAAUGCUUUCUGGUUUGCGCAACAUCAACAAAUCCUACCCUUUGGUCGCUACGAAGGUCGAAGAAAGCGGCGAACACGUUGUUAUCGGCACUGGGGAACUAUACCUCGACUGCGUUAUGCACGAUCUGCGUCGUCUGUUCUCAGAGAUCGAGAUCAAGGUGUCAGACCCGGUAACCAAGUUUUGCGAGACAGUACUGGAGACGAGCGCCUUGAAGUGCUACGCCGAUACGCCGAACAAGAAGAAUAAACUGACUAUGAUCGCUGAACCUUUAGAGCGAGGCAUUGCAGAAGACAUCGAACGAGGUCGCGUCAACAUGCGCAUGUCAGCAAAGGAGAGGGGUUCCUUCUUCCAAGAAAAAUAUCAAUGGGAUCUGCUUGCUUCACGUUCAAUAUGGGCCUUCGGUCCAGAUGAAAACGGUCCCAACGUUCUUCUAGAUGACACCCUCCCAUCACAGAUCGACAAGAAACAUCUUGCUACAGUGAAGGAGCACAUGAAGCAAGGGUUCCAAUGGGGUGCUCGAGAGGGUCCUCUAUGUGACGAACCUAUGCGAAAUGUCAAGUUCCGCAUUUUGGAUGCCAGUCUAGCAGCGGAGCCAAUCUUCCGCGGAGGUGGACAAAUCGUUCCCACUGCUCGUCGCGUCUGUUACUCCUCAUUCUUGAUGGCGACGCCGCGCUUGAUGGAACCGGUAUACUACGUGGAGGUUCAGGCACCCGCCGACUGCAUAUCCGCAGUGUACACGGUGCUAGCGCGCCGUCGUGGACAUGUUACGCAGGACCUCCCUAAGGCCGGCUCACCGCUCUACACUGUCAAGGCGUUGAUCCCCGUGAUCGACGCAAAUGGCUUUGAAACAGACUUGAGAACGGCAACGCAGGGGCAAGCAUUCUGCUUGCAGGUGUUCGACCACUGGUCCAUCGUGCCGGGUGAUCCUACGGACACAAGUAUCAAGCUUCGACCACUGGAGCCCGCUUCGGGCCAGGCAUUAGCGCGGGAUCUAGUACUGAAAACGCGUCGGAGAAAAGGGCUCGGCGACCAGAUCGCGGUGUCCAAAUAUUUGGAUGACGAGUUUGUUCUUGCGCUCUCUGCGUCGGGGCAUGCGGAUCUUCUUGGCUGCGGGGACCGCCCCCACGUGAUGUGUGGGAGAAAGACGCCUGCCACUUCACCACCCUUUCCUUCUCUCUUAUUCCCGUCCGGUCCUUCGUAUCCAAUGCGAAGCGUAGCGCUAUCUUUAUUGGCUCUCGCUGCCUCGGGCACCCUUGCCCAGUCGUCGGCAGACACUCCCAAGCCCACAUUCACUCCGACCAAGAUCGAGGCUCCUUUCGUCGAACAGUUCACUGAGGACUGGACAGACAGAUGGACACCCUCAGAAGCGACCAAGAAGACUCCCGUUGGCGGCGAGACCUUCAGCUAUGUCGGCAAGUGGGAGGUUGAGGACCCUACCAUCUCCUUCAUCGAAGGUGACAAGGGUCUCGUCGCGAAGAGCAAAGCUGCCCACCAUGCCAUCUCGGCCCCCUUCUCCAAGCCCAUUGACUUCAAGACCGAGCCCCUCGUCGUUCAAUAUGAGGUGAAAUACCAGAAGGGUGGUAACUGUGGCGGUGGUUAUGUCAAACUCCUCGAAGACGGUUUCCAGACCAGCGGAAAAGAGUUCUCUGACACUACGCCUUGGGUCGUCAUGUUCGGUCCUGAUUUGACUUGCCCUGGAACCAAGGUUCAUUUCAUUUUCCGCUACAAGAGCCCCAAGACCGGAGAAACCGAGGAGAAGCACCUUAAGCUCCCUCCCCGUCCCUCCAUUGAGAAACUCACCAACUUGUAUACCCUCAUUGUAAACCCUGAUAAUACUUUCGAAGUCUUGAUCAACGGCGAGAGCGAGAAGAAGGGCAACGUCCUUGAGGACUUCGACCCUGCUGUAAACCCUCCCAAGGAAAUUGACGACCCCGAAGAUUCUAAGCCCGCAGACUGGGUUGAUGAGGCCAUGAUCCCCGACCCCGACGCCAAGAAGCCCGAUGACUGGGAUGAGGAUGCACCCUACGAAAUCCUCGAUGAGGAGGCUGUUAAGCCUGAGGGUUGGCUUGACGAUGAGCCUCUGUCUAUUCCCGACCCUGACGCCACCAAACCUGAGGAAUGGGAUGAUGAGGAAGAUGGUGACUGGAUCGCACCUACUGUCCCCAAUCCAAAGUGCGCUGAGGCUCCUGGCUGCGGUGAAUGGAAACGUCCCUACCGCCACAACCCCGCCUACAAGGGCAAGUGGUCACCCCCUCAAGUCUCCAACCCUGCCUACAAGGGUGUCUGGGCGCCUCGCAAGAUCCCUAACCCCAACUUCUACGAAGAUCUCACACCCAUCAAGUCCCUCAACAAGAUUGGUGGUGUUGGUAUUGAGCUCUGGACCAUGACUGAGGAUAUUCUCUUCGACAACUUGUAUAUUGGCCACUCCGUUGAGGAUGCCAAGAAGUUCGCCGCUGAGACUUUUGAGAUCAAGAAACCUCUCGAAGUUGCCGCUGACAAGCCCGCUGAUGCCGACGAGGACGAGGAUGAGAAGAUUUCUUUCAAGGACGACCCUGUCAGCUUCAUCCGCACUCGUGUCAUCUCGUUCAUUGAGGCUGCCAGGGAGAAUCCUCUCGAGGCGUUCAAGACCCAACCUGAGACCGGUGCUGCUCUUGCUGGCGCUCUCUUCACUCUUUUCGGAAUGCUUGGCGCCCUUGUCAGCAUUGUUGGUGGUGCCCAAAAGCCUGUUGUGACCAAAUCGACCAAAAAGACAGAGGCUCCCGUGCAGGAGAAGAAAAAGGAGGAGGCUACACUUGUGUCGUCCGCAGUUGACAAGAAGGAUGAUGGCCUCAAGAAGCGCAAGUAA
Molecule: messenger RNA, 4683 nt
Organism: Cyclocybe aegerita
Lineage: Eukaryota; Fungi; Basidiomycota; Agaricomycetes; Agaricales; Hemipholiotaceae
Source: the annotation of a GenBank genome assembly